AUGUCGGAAGUUCACAUAACGUUGGAUCCACAAAUCAAAACACAUGUGCUUUUACCCAUUACAAUUGUGAUGUUAUUGGUGCAUUUAUUAAGACAGUUAUCAAACGUCUUCUUGAAACCCAAGCAGCAACUGCAAACUCGUGGGAAGGUUAGAGAAUCUCAGCAUUUGCAAAGACUCACAAUGAUAGGUCAAAACAGAAAUACUGUACUAUGUAGAUCUGAAUGGGAUUCAAGGAAAUUGCAAAUCAAUGAUUUGUACAAUAAGCCAACUUCCUUAAACAAGAUAUUGGAGAAGCCAUCUACCACUAAGGAAAACAAGAGUGGAACUUCAGAAUUCUCUAACCCAUUCGAGCAAAGUGGAAUGAAUGAUACCAUUAUGCAAGGUUUAAAGACUAAUAUAAUUAACUACUUACCACAACCUGUAUUAAUGUUUUAUAUGUCAUAUUUGUUCCGUGGGUAUAUUGCAUUAAAGUUGCCGUUCAAAUUGACGUCUAAUUUCAAACCAAUGUUUCAAUCCUCUAUUAUGACACCAGACCUAGAUGUUUCCUAUGUUACUGGUAUUAGUUGGUAUUUUGCCAAUUUGCUAGGUGUUGAAAGUUUGGGUAAUUUAGUGUCCUAUGUUUUUGGGAUGAAGAGAUUGUUAUCAUCGCCAGAAGAUGAUCUUUUAGAGAACGUGUCGUUACUUUUAGGCUCUGGAGGAUUAAAUCAAAUCCAGGUAGCUGGUUUAGGAACACCUAAGGCGGUGGAUACGUUCAAAAAAAAUAUAGAUGCAAUUCGGAUGGCCAACUACGACCCCUGUAUUGAUAACGUUCAAAAAAGAGUAGUUGAUAGUUUUAAAUGA
This is a messenger RNA of Pichia kudriavzevii, 840 nucleotides long. RefSeq lists its product as uncharacterized. NCBI's taxonomy places the organism in Eukaryota, Fungi, Ascomycota, Pichiomycetes, Pichiales, Pichiaceae. The record is from RefSeq and is a predicted model, not a curated record. Bases 1 to 840 code for a protein of 279 amino acids. Gene Ontology annotation, biological process: protein folding in endoplasmic reticulum. Gene Ontology annotation, cellular component: EMC complex; membrane. The transcript has a single exon.